GGUUUGAAUGGAAGGAUUGCACAAAGUGCACAUUAAAAUCGGAAUAGUCACACAAGCGUAACCGAAAGGAGUCACUUGGGUACUAUAUUCGCUCCUAACACAACGUCCGAGAACAAAGUACCGUAGACGCAUUUUCGAACCGGAUUAUAUCAAGUCGGUGGAAUUGAAUACAAAAUGCUGAGGACAAAGAGCACAGCAGCCGCGGUGACGCUGGUAACACUCAUCUUUCUCCGCUCAAAUGCCGUCACAGGGAUUUAUCCCACUGCACAGACCGUCACCUGGAAAUCCACAAACUUUAAAACCAUUUUGACCUGGGAACCGAUACCGACUGACUACUCCUACACUGUGGAGUUCUCUCCAGUUGCCAGGGACAAACAGAGGAACUCUAAUUGCAUACGUAUCUCAACAACUAUGUGUGAUCUGACCAGUUCACUGGCUGACUUAAAUUCCUGCUAUGUAGCUGAUGUCCUGUCUGAACCCCCGCUGGGAGUAACCUCUGACCUCACUGAGUUCCCACACACAAGCUCCUCCCGAUUCUGCCCUGCCAAUGAAACUGAUAUCGGAAGACCGGAUUUCAAGCUGGAGGUGAGCGACAACAAAAAGACGACGACACUGUAUGUGACUGACCCACUCACUGCCUUGUUUCGAGAUGGCCGCCAGCUGACCAUCAGAGACAUUUUCUCAGAUAAACUGCACUAUAAAGUAACAUACCGUAAAAAUAAGAGCUCCGGCAAGAAAGUUUUCAUCUCGCCGACUGGUGUGAUCGAGCUGUCUGCUCUGGAUCAGGGAGAAAGCUACUGUUUUAAUGUUCAGGCCUUCAUUCCAAGCCGCAGCAUCGAUAAACAACUGGGAGAGUUGAGCCAAACUCAGUGCUCUGAUGACGACGAACAAUCCUUCUUUGAAGUGUAUUCAGUGGGCGUGAUUGUCACUGUCAUCCUCCUCAUCUUGCUACUGAUCAUCAUAACUGUUGUAAUAAUAGUGUGCUGCAGGCGCAAGAAAAGUGCCCUCAAAAUGGAAAAAGAAGGAGUUCCACUCCAGAGUAUAUAAAGGGUUCGCAUCA
Messenger RNA from Hippocampus zosterae (dwarf seahorse), 1060 nucleotides. Its product is annotated as tissue factor-like. Gene Ontology annotation, biological process: blood coagulation. Gene Ontology annotation, molecular function: protein binding. The record is from RefSeq and is a predicted model, not a curated record. Bases 175 to 1047 code for a protein of 290 amino acids. Gene Ontology annotation, cellular component: membrane. NCBI's taxonomy places the organism in Eukaryota, Metazoa, Chordata, Actinopteri, Syngnathiformes, Syngnathidae. The transcript has 6 exons.